CUCCCCGAAAAGAUCCAAAAAUUUCGUGUGUAAAUCCAUGAAAAAACAAAGCAAUAAAUCAGAACAUCUGUGUUGCUGUUGUUGAUUAUGUUUAGAUGUUUUUCUAAGUGGACUCAGAUUCGUCCCUACCUAAGGUGGGAAAGUUAAAAUGCAUUAAAAAUGUGCACCCCUUAUUUAUCCAAGCAAUGGCUCUGUCAUCUACGGAACCUCAGUUUCAAAAUCGGUUGAUCAGUGAGAAGUCUCCUUAUCUUCUGCAGCAUGCACAUAACCCUGUUGACUGGUAUCCUUGGGGAAAUGAAGCAUUUGAAAAGGCCAAAGCAGAGAAUAUGAUGAUAUUUCUUUCAGUUGGUUACUCUACCUGUCACUGGUGCCAUGUUAUGGAGAGGGAGUCAUUUGAAAAUAUUGAGAUCAGUAAGGUGAUGAAUGAGAAUUUUGUCUGCAUCAAGGUCGAUCGAGAAGAAAGGCCAGACGUGGACAGAGUUUACAUGACAUUUAUCCAGGCAACAAGUGGAGGAGGGGGCUGGCCAAUGAGUGUUUGGCUGACACCUGAUCUUAAGCCAGUUGUUGGCGGCACAUACUUUCCUCCAGAUGAUCGUUACUAUGGCCGGCCAGGUUUUAAAUCUGUUCUUCAAGGACUGGCACAACAGUGGGUGUUGAAAAAAUCUAAACUAUCCGAACAAGGCACUGUCAUGCUCGAUGCCCUGAUGCAAGGAACCUCCACUGUAGCUGAUCCAUCCAACUCUUUACCCGACAAGGCAGCAGUAAAUAAAUGCUUUCAACAACUUAUCAAGUCAUAUGAUAAACAACUAGGAGGUUAUGGAAAAGCACCCAAGUUUCCUCAGCCUGUGAAUUUCACAUACAUGUUCAGGUUUUAUGCCAAACACUCUGAGACUGAUGCGGGGCAACUAGCUUUGGAGAGUGCAUUACAUACAUUAAGAAUGAUGGCAAAAGGCGGCAUUUAUGAUCACAUUGCUCAAGGAUUUCACAGAUAUUCGACGGAUGCCCGAUGGCACGUACCUCAUUUUGAGAAGAUGCUCUAUGAUCAAGGCCAGUUGGCGUCUGUCUAUGCAGAAGCCUACCAGAUCUCGGAAGAUGAAUUCUUUGCAAACGUUGCCAAGGAAAUUCUACAGUAUGUUGGUAGAGACCUCAGUGACAAGAAUGGUGGCUUCUAUAGUGCGGAGGAUGCUGACUCCUUCCCAACCGAUGGUGCUAAAGAUAAGAAGGAAGGCGCAUUUUGCGUGUGGACCCAUGGUGAGAUUAAGGAGGCCCUACAUCGGAAAUUGCCCAGCGAUGAGAGCAUAACCUUUGCUGAUAUUUUCUGUAAACAUUAUGGUGUGUCAACCCAGGGGAAUGUCGACCCAGCUCAGGAUCCACACGAUGAGUUGAAAAAUCAGAAUGUUCUCAAAGUUGACGGAGAUUUGGAAACUACAGCCAGUCAGUUUGGUCUGGAGAGUCAGAUUGCGAAAAAGAUCUUGGCUGAAUGUCGGGACAUAUUAUUUGAAAUCAGAAAGAAGCGUCCACCCCCUGGUCUUGAUAAUAAAAUGCUGACAGCUUGGAAUGGUUUGAUGAUCUCCGGCUUCUCUAAAUGUUCCCAAGCCAUGCAUGAGCCAGCCUUCGCCAAGCGUGCUGCUGAAGCUGCAGAAUUCAUUAAGACACAUAUGUACAAUGCCUCAACUGGGAAACUAUUACGUAGCAGUUAUGCUGGACCAGAUGGUGAGAUCAAACAAAUCUCCACUCCCAUUGAGGGUUUUGUUGAUGACUAUGCCUUCCUUAUCCGAGGUCUAAUCGACUUGUAUGAAGCGUGUUUCGAUUCCAAGUGGUUAGAAUGGGCAGAGGCACUGCAGACCAAGCAAGAUGAGCUCUUCUGGGAUACAGAGGGUGGAGGAUACUUCAGCUCAGACGCUAAUGACAGUUCAAUCGUUCUACGGAUGAAAGAAGACCAAGAUGGUGCUGAACCAAGUGGUAACUCCGUGUCCAUUGGGAAUCUUCUCCGGCUCUCACAGUAUCUUGAUAACGACUCGUGGAGGCAACAAGCCAAUAAGCUCCUUUUGACGUUUCACAGUCGAAUCACUCAAAUACCAGUUGCUGUUCCCGAGAUGGUGUCUGCUCUGAUGUACCAUCUGGCGAAUCCCAAACAGAUCAUCAUUGCCGGGGACAUGGACUCACCAGAUACGCAAGCGCUCCUGAAAUGUGUCCACUCGCACUUCCUACCAAAUAAGAUAGUUGUCUUAGCUGACAACAAGCCGGAGAACUUCCUGUACAAGAAACUCAAGAUCCUGGAAAGUCUGGAGAAAAAGGAGGGAAAGGCUACUGCUUACGUCUGUCAGGAUUUCGUGUGUAAAUUGCCAGUUAAUACGGUAGAAGAAUUGGAGGAACUCUUAGAAUAGUGUGGGACAAUCAUGUGGACUUUUCUACACAUGCAGCAUGUAAAAUGUGAAUCCUUGCUCCCCAGAUUGAUGAUGCUGCAAAGAGCUCAGCUAUGUCCAUGAAACUGCUGUUCAUUUCGUAUUAAUCAUGAGACUCUUAGGAUGGCUGCCUUUUAGAAUGAUGUGACUAUCAUGACUUAAUCAUCAGAAUAGGAGUCAUGAGUGAUAUACAUGAUUAAGUUUGAGGGCAUUCAUGAAAAGAUGCAUUACUCCCAUCAAAGUAAAUUUUGGAUGUUAUUUGUCAUAAGAAAUAAUAUGUGUAGAUAAAUUUAACAACAUGUAGAUAUUCAAAGAAUGUAAAUAUUAGUCUUGGAAAUGUAUUUAGAAUUGAAAAUGUGAUAACAAAUCCUUUUUGGAAGACAAAAUACGGUGAUGUUAAGGGGGGGGCAAUAAAAGUCAACAGCCUGUUCGCACAAACAAGGUUGUACAUGUAUGCAAAAAUGUACAUAAACAUCCUACAACUGGUAUAUGUCUUCACUGGCUAUUUGUUCCAACCGGCAGGGCAUGCCCCGCAGUGAAUGGGAUAUAAAGUAGGUCCUUAUCAUGUAAGAUGUUAAUAAACAAAUAUAUCAGA
This is a messenger RNA of Lineus longissimus, 3000 nucleotides long. RefSeq names its product spermatogenesis-associated protein 20-like. The record is from RefSeq and is a predicted model, not a curated record. The coding region runs from base 186 to 2387 and encodes 733 amino acids. Lineage: Eukaryota; Metazoa; Nemertea; Pilidiophora; Heteronemertea; Lineidae. The transcript has 15 exons. Gene Ontology annotation, biological process: carbohydrate metabolic process.